Molecule: messenger RNA, 2639 nt
Organism: Phaedon cochleariae (mustard beetle)
Lineage: Eukaryota; Metazoa; Arthropoda; Insecta; Coleoptera; Chrysomelidae
Source: the annotation of a GenBank genome assembly
UGCCUGCAGCUGCUGUGCGGCGCGGUAUGGCGGUAUUGGCGCCUGGCGGUAGUCCGGUAAUUAAGAUCCGGUAAUCAACUGAUUGUUUGCAAAUAGUUUUUCAACUCAACAAAAAUAUAGAAAUUUCAAGCACUUACCAUCUUUGCAGUGGUGAUGAUAACAGUUAUUAGUAAAUGAAGAUACGUUUUUCUGAAUAGUUUUUGUGCAUCUGUGUCUGGUGUCUGUAAUCUGUAUGUGCCCUGAAGUGCCCUGGAACUGGAUUGUUCAAGAUAGCUAGAGGUAGAGCUGUAUAAUACUUUCCCUCAACAUGGAUGUUUUGGAAUAUUCAGAUAUUUCAGCUGAAUUAAAAGGAUGUAUGACACAAGGAAAACUGAAAAUAACAGACCAACAUAUAAUAUUCAAGAACAGCAAAACUGGCAAAGUAGAGCAAAUAUCUUCAUCAGAUUUUGAUUUAGUAAAUUUCCAAAAUUUUGCUGGUACCUGGGGUAUCCGCCUGUUUUUGAAAAAUGGUAUAUUGCAUAGAUUUGUUGGCUUCAAGGAUUCAGAUAAAGAAAAAAUUGCCAAGUUUUUCAAUAAGAACUUCAAAAUCGAUAUGUUAGAGAAGGAACUAAGUGUGAAAGGAUGGAAUUGGGGCACAGCUAAGUUCAAUGGAUCAGUUUUGAGUUUUGAUGUAGGUUCUAAUAGUGCCUUUGAAAUACCCCUCAAUAAUGUUUCACAGUGCAUUGCUGGUAAAAAUGAAAUCACCAUGGAGUUUCACCAGAAUGAUGAUGCACCUAUUGGUUUAAUGGAAAUGAGAUUUUUUAUACCUUCUAAUGAGUUAGCUGGAGAUGUUGAUCCAGUUGAAGCAUUCCAACAACGUGUUAUGGAUAAAGCUAGUGUUAUCAAUGUUUCUGGUGAUGCCAUUGCCAUUUUCAGAGAAAUUCAAUGUCUUACACCUCGUGGACGAUAUGAUAUCAAAAUAUUCCAUAGCUUUUUUCAACUCCAUGGUAAAACAUUUGAUUAUAAGAUUCCUAUGAGUACUGUCCUUCGGUUAUUCCUGUUACCACAUAAGGAUAGCAGACAAAUGUUCUUUGUAGUCAGUUUGGAUCCGCCUAUAAAACAAGGACAAACAAGGUAUCAUUUCUUGGUGUUGUUGUUCAACCGAGAGGAUGAAACUUCCAUUGAAUUGCCGUUCUCUGAGGAGGAAUUGAAAGAAAAGUAUGAAGGUAAAAUAGAGAAGGAGCUCAAUGGUCCUACAUUUGAGGUGCUUGGAACAAUUAUGAAAAAUAUUAUAAAUCGGAAAUUGACUGGUCCUGGAGGAUUUGUUGGUCAUUCUGGUACCCCAGCCGUGAGCUGUUCUUUCAAAGCAGCAGCUGGACUGCUCUAUCCGCUUGAACGCGGCUUCAUCUACGUGCACAAACCUCCGUUGCACAUUCGUUUCGAAGAAAUAGCCUCUGUCAACUUUGCCAGAGGCGGGGGCAGCACCAGGUCCUUCGAUUUCGAAGUCGAACUAAAGUCAAGUACCAUACACACCUUCAGUAGUAUUGAAAAAGAGGAGUACGGGAAGCUAUUCGACUUCAUCACAUCGAAAAAACUCAAUAUCAAGAAUAGGGGGAAGAAUGACAAGUCGUCGUACAAGGACGAUUUCGGCGGGUCGGACGAGGAGGCCGCCCCCGAUGCGUACCUGGAGCGCGUCAAGGCCGAGGGCCAGGAGCGCGACGAUGACGACGGCAGCGACGACGACGGCAGCAGCACCGACGAAGACUUCAAUCCCGAUCAGGCGGAGAGCGACGUGGCGGAGGAGUUCGACAGCGCGCACAGCAGCUCCUCGGAGGAGGAUGAGGAGGGCGGAGGUGGAUCAGGUGGUGAACGCAAAGAAAAGAAAGAAAAGAAGGAGAAGAAGAAAACCAAAACAGUGUCCGAGAAACCGAGAAAGAGACGCGAAAAGAAGGAAAAAGACGAAAACAAACCGAAACGUGCCACUACUGCUUUCAUGUUAUGGCUGAACGCCACAAGGGAACAAAUCAAAAAAGAUAACAAGGGUAUCAAAGUGACGGAAAUAGCCAAGAAGGGAGGCGAGAUGUGGAAAGCACUCAAAGACAAAUCGGAAUGGGAAGCAAAAGCGAAGAAAGACAAAGAGCGAUACGAAAAAGAGAUGGAGGAAUACAAAGCUAGUGGUGGCGGUUCCGAUUCCAAAGAGAAAAAGCCGAAGCAAAACCGACCCAAGGAAGCCAAAAAAGCCGACAAAACCGAACAACCCGACAAACCCCAACAACCCGACAAACCCCAAAAACCUUCCGAAGACAACAGCAGGUUCAAGAGUAAAGAAUAUAUCGAAGAUGAUGAUAGUAGUGACAGUGAUGAUGAUGAGAAAGGAAGCAAAAGAAAAAAGGGAAGCGACGAUGAAUCUACCAAAAAGAAGGCUAAAAAAGGUUCCGAUAGUGAAACUGAAAAAAAAGAUAGUGAUGAUGAGGAUGAUAAAAAUUUGUCUAAAGAAGUAUCGGAUAGUGAAACUGAAAAAAAAGAUAGUGAUGAUGAGGAUGAUAAAAAUUUGUCUAAAGAAGUAUCGGAUAGUGAGAGUGACAAAGAUAGUGAUGAUUAAGGUAUUGUUGUGUUAACUGUUCAUUAAUUAAAUUAAAUAACACGUUCUUAUGAUAUAA